Molecule: messenger RNA, 4684 nt
Organism: Panthera uncia (snow leopard)
Lineage: Eukaryota; Metazoa; Chordata; Mammalia; Carnivora; Felidae
Gene: FLVCR2
Product: FLVCR heme transporter 2
Exons: 10
Coding region: 432-2030 (532 amino acids)
Biological process (GO): heme export; transmembrane transport
Cellular component (GO): membrane
Molecular function (GO): heme binding; heme transmembrane transporter activity
Source: RefSeq, a predicted model, not a curated record
CGGGCUGGACGGGGGUGGGGCGGUCACGUGCGCCCGAGGGGGCGGGGCCCCAAGCGGAACCGAGUUCCACCUAGAGGCUCCGUGCAAGGCGCGAACUUUUCCCCCGAGAUUUGAGGGGCUGACCUUGACCUGAACCCCUCGGGAGGACUCGAGGCACCCGUAGCCAGGACCGGGCUAAGGUGUCCGCGGCCAGCCUGGGACAGCGGUCGGGGGCUGAAGACACCCAGGAAAAGUGGGAGCAGAAGCCUGGGGGUGAGUGCAGGAAGAGCUCUGCUCGCAGCUUUUACGAAGGCUCUGGUCUCCGUUUAUUCCGGGGUGGGCCAGGGCAAGUGCCCCGACAGCUCAGCUCGAAGGCGGCAGCCGAGGCCACUGUCCCUUAAGAGUGCUGGAGUCCUCAGCACCUGUCUAGGGCUUCAGCAGGGGCUGUGGUCAUGGUGAAUGAAGAUCCCAACCAACAGGAGCAAAAUGGCACGCCAGCGCAGGACCCCGCACUCCGGGUGGACCACAGCGCCUCGGGGCACCAGAGCGUGUCCACGCACCCGAGCGCGUCGAUGCACCGGAGCGUGUCGGCCCACCCCAGUGUCUCCAUCCACCCCGCCGUGUCGGCCCGCCCGAGCAGUUCGGCCCACCCCAGUAUGCUGGCCCAGUCCGGUGGCUUGGCUCACCCCAGUAGCUCGUGCCCCGAGGACCUUAGUGUGAUCAAGGUGAGCAAGCGCCGUUGGGUGGUGGUCCUGCUGUUUAGCUGCUACUCUAUGUGCAACGCCUUCCAGUGGAUCCAGUACGGCUCCAUCAAUAACAUCUUCAUGCACUUCUACGGGGUCAGCGCCUUUGCCAUCGACUGGCUGUCCAUGUGCUACAUGCUGACCUACAUCCCUCUGCUGCUGCCCGUGGCCUGGCUGCUGGAGAAAUUCGGCCUGCGCACCAUCGCCCUCACCGGGUCCGCUCUCAACUGCCUGGGGGCCUGGGUGAAGUUGGGUAGCCUGAAGCCGCAUCUCUUCCCGGUCACCGUGCUGGGCCAGAUCAUCUGCUCUGUGGCCCAGGUCUUCAUCCUGGGCAUGCCCUCCCGCAUCGCUUCAGUCUGGUUCGGGGCCAAUGAGGUAUCAACGGCCUGUUCCAUAGCUGUCUUCGGCAAUCAGCUUGGAAUUGCAAUUGGGUUCUUGGUCCCUCCUGUUUUGGUACCCAACAUCGAAGACCAGGACAAGCUUGCCUACCACAUCAGCAUCAUGUUUUACAUAAUAGGAGGCGUGGCCACUCUGCUUUUCAUCCUUGUCAUCAUCGUAUUCAAGGAGAAGCCUAAACAUCCCCCCAGCAGGGCCCAAUCCCUGAGCUACGCCCUGGCGUCCCCUGAUGCUUCGUACUUAAGUUCCAUUGUCCGGCUCUUCAGAAACCUCAACUUUGUGCUGCUUGUCAUUACCUACGGUCUGAAUGCUGGUGCUUUUUAUGCCUUGUCAACUCUGCUGAAUCGCAUGGUGAUCUUGCACUACCCGGGGGAAGAAGUGAAUGCUGGAAGAAUCGGCCUGACCAUCGUCAUUGCAGGAAUGCUUGGGGCUGUGAUCUCAGGCAUCUGGCUGGAUAGGUCGAAAACCUACAAGGAGACAACCCUGGUGGUCUACAUCAUGACUGUGGUUGGCAUGGUGGUGUACACAUUGACCUUGAACCUGGGACACCUAUGGGUAGUGUUCAUCACUGCUGGCACAAUGGGCUUCUUCAUGACCGGCUAUCUCCCCCUGGGAUUUGAGUUUGCUGUGGAGCUGACAUACCCAGAAUCAGAAGGCAUGUCGUCUGGCCUCCUUAACGUGUCUGCCCAGGUAUUCGGGAUCAUCUUCACCAUCUCCCAGGGUCAAAUUAUUGACAACUAUGGAACCAUGCCUGGGAACAUCUUUCUGUGUGUGUUCCUCACCCUUGGAGCAGUCCUCACUGCAUUCAUUAGGGCAGAUCUCCGGAGGCAGAAAGCAAACAAAGAAACUCCUGAGAAUAGCACGUCACUGUUGUCACAGUCUGCUGAGCAGCGCCCACUCCUUGGAUCCUGAGACAAGUCCUGAGACCCUGGCUCCACUGCUUUCAGCCUUGGGGUCAGUGGCUGGAGAGGAAAGGUGGGAGCCUACCUCGACCACAGUGGUGGUGGACUCAAAUCAGUGGCUCUCCUGGCAGGUUACAGCCCCUUAGGCAGUGCCAUGGGGAUGAAGGGACCUGCACCAGUGGACUUCCAGUAAGGCUCUAACAGGAGAAGUCAGGAAGCAAGAGCUGAUGGUGAUAUAGGGGGAGGACUGAGAGUAUGAUCUAGAACAGAAGAGGGUUUCCCAACUGCUUUAAUCAGCUGGGAACUAUUUUAGCCAAAAUGUUAGGUAUCAUAUCUGAGCCAGGAUGAAAGCGAUUUCAAAUCUGAGGAGUAAAAGUGGGAUAUUACUUAAAAAACAAAUAAACACCCAAAACCUAUUACAGAAGUAAUACAUGUUCUUAGUAGAAAAACUAAAAAAUACAGAAACGUAUACAAAAUUUUAAAAUCAUCCUGUAUCAUCACCUAGAGAUGAAAUGCUGGUUGUUUUACAAUUACUUAAAUGUCUAUAUCUACAUAGAAUAUGUAUGUGUAUAUAUUUUAUAUUUAUAUAUGGAUAUGUGAAUAUUUUUAAAAGAAAAAUGGAAUCUUCUAUCGCUUUUUUUUACUUGUUGUGAACGCUUUAUCAGGUCAUUAUUCUUUUACAAUAUACUUUUUUUUGUCUUCAAGUUUCUUUUUCUUUAAUGUUUAUUUUUGAGAGAGAGAAAGUGCGUGCCCAAGCAGGGAAGGGGCAGAGAGAGAGGGAGACAGAGAAUCCCAAGCAGGGCCCAUGUUGUCAGCGCAGAGCCCAACACAGGGCUCAGACUCACUGUGAGGUCAUGACCUGAGCCAAAACCAAGAGUCAGACGCUCGAUUGACUGAGCCAGCCAGGCGCCCCUAUAACAUGCUUUAAAUGACUGCACAGUGUUUAAAUGAGUGCACAUGGGUAAACCAUGAUUUAACAGUUUUCCUGUCUGUAGACAUUAAGGUUGUUUUCAAUCAUUGUUAUAAACAAUAUCGUGAGUAACGUCCCGGAGGCUGAAUCUUUGCGCGUGUUCUUAAGCACAGUGUUUCCUUGAGAAAUGGAUCCGUGGUCACACACAUUUUAAAGACCUUGAUACGUGUUGCCAAACUGGUGUCUAGAAAGGUACUAUCAAAACUAUUAAUUUGUAUUGCUAUAGCAGUGUAUGAGUACCAAUGUUGAGGAUAUAUCGUUUUGGAAAACUUGGCCAAUUUUCCAAGGCAAAAAAUGGUACCUGAAAGAGGUAUAGUUAGCGUUGUAAGGAUAUGUGUUGGCAGAUAGAUGAUAACCUUUAGUUCUCUAUUAUUUGUCUUCUGAUAUCACGCUAUAGAGUUGGCAGGCUGCAGCAGGGAGCAGUAAAUUCAGCGGGGAGGCAGGGAAAGCCUCGGAGCAGAAAUGCCAUUCUCCAGACUGGCGUGAGGGCUGUGGCAUUGCCACGGCGGAGAUGGGCUUUCACCUGUGCCCAUGUAAAGGAAACGAUGGUUUGGAACAUUUUGGUGAAUAUAUAGUGAGCCUGGGUAAUAAAAAAGGAGAGCCGGUAACAAAACAGGAGAGAUUUCUUGGGAGAAGGUUUUAAUUUGGAAUGUGACAUAUUGUGUCAAGUGAUAAGAGAUUUUGUUUACUCUGUAAUCUGUGUUUAUGUUGGCAGACAUGGGCAAACACGAGGAAAGAAAAGGUCACCUGUUAAUCCUAGCACCCGGAGAUAACCUAAUAACAUUAUAGUCCGUCAUUAAAGUUGUUUUCUUUGGGUUUGCUUGUGCAUAUUGGUUUCCCAAACUGAUUGUUUACUUAAUGUUAGCUUGUCAGCUUUUCCCCAGUUACAUCCUACAACUCUCUAUUUCCAUUUCCUCUUGUUUAAUACUUAGGUUGCUCCACUAUUUCAUUAUUCUUGCAGCGGCAUCUUGGUGCACAUAGACCAGGUUUGUUAAUCAAGGUUGGAGUUGUUGGCUUACUCACCUUCUGGAUGGGGUAUUGGAAAUAGCACUGAGUAGGAAGAGGAGACAAAUCUGGGGAUCGUGCUCAACCGUCUGUGUCCCUGGAUAACUCACCAUGCAUCUUUGGACCUCACUUGCACCUGAGGAGGCUUAUUGGUAUGGGAAGGUCAGAGUCAUGGUGGGUUGACACCCAGGGAAGCCAGGGCUGUUACAGAGCAUCCCUCCACUGGAGCCCAACACUAAAACCCCACGGCAGUCAGGGUGAGACCUGGCCACCACCACAUGAAUUCAUCAUCAGAGCCAGGUAAAAAGACAGGGCGCCUGGCAGAUGUGGCCAGAGCUGCUCUUUCUAAUCUAUGAGAUGUACAGUUUUGGAAAAAAGAGACAGAACUGGCUUGGGGCUAGUGACUAACCUCGAUGAUGAAAAUCUUGGUUUGGGUUUCCAUUUUUCUUCCAGUUGGUAGUUCUCAGCCAAGAGACGGUGGCUGUACUUCUGUCCCCACUAAGCUGGGUUUCUGGUUGUGAUUUCAAAGUGCCAGCUUUGGAGAGGGCAGGCAUGUGUGGGCACACACGUGUGUGUCCGCGAGAGGAGAGAGGCUGCCUGGUUGACUUAAGCAGGCUGCUGGUUGCCUGAACGAAGGCUACUCAUGGCUGAGGUUGACCUGGGGCCAAAAAAUUAGCAAGAGUGAGAAU